GUUUGAAAGAAAACUAAGGCCCGGCCGUUCCCUUUUCGCUUUCCCCCGUUACCGUGGCAGCGUGCAUCUCCGUGCCUCCUGAAGAAUGAAGCAAGCUGGCCGUGGUUAUUUCUGCUCAUCGCUUUUGGGAUUACCAGAGAGGAGCCCUCUGAGAAAUGUUUACGGCAAGGAUACCCUACUGAGUUUGGAAGGCUUGUUAUGUAUUACUUAUUCCGGCUACAAGGAUGAAAGAAUGAUGUGAUGGAGAUAAAUAUGGGCCAUUGGUCAAGUCCUUUGGCCCCUGCAACUGGCCUCGUCUUCCUGUUUGUUCAGCUUUUGGCCAAUAUCUGCCAUGCCCUUCAAGGGACACAGCCGCUUGGCUUCCACUUCACACAUUCCAUGUACAAUGCCACAGUGUAUGAGAACUCUGCGGCAAGGACCUAUCUUAAUAGUCAAAAUAGAAUGGGCAUCACCAUGGCAGACUUCUCUUGGGAUAUCAAAUACCGGAUAGUGUCUGGCGAUGAUGAAGGAUUUUUCAAAGCAGAGGAAGUUGUAAUAGCCGAUUUCUGUUUCCUUAGGAUAAGAACUAAAGGUGGGAAUUCUGCCAUAUUGAAUCGAGAAAUCCAGGACAACUAUUUAUUGACAAUAAAGGGUUCUGUCCGUGGGGAAGACUUGGAAGCGUGGACAAAAGUGAACGUACAGGUUUUAGACAUGAACGAUUUAAGGCCUUUAUUUUCACCCACCACCUACUCUGUAACAAUAGCAGAAAGCACUCCGUUAAGGACUAGUAUUGCUCAGGUUACAGCAACGGAUGCUGAUAUUGGCUCCAAUGGUGAAUUCUAUUAUUACUUUAAAAAUAAAGUUGACCUCUUUUCUGUCCAUCCAACUAGCGGUGUUAUCUCCUUAAGUGGCCGACUAAACUAUGAUGAGAAAAACCGGUAUGAUCUUGAAGUUCUGGCUGUGGACCGUGGGAUGAAACUCUAUGGUAACAAUGGAGUAAGCAGCACUGCCAAACUUUACAUACAUAUUGAACGUAUAAAUGAACAUGCCCCAACUAUCAGUGUGGUAACCCAUGUUCCAUUCCCUUUGGACCAGGAGCCUACAUAUGCUAUUAUUAACGUUGAUGAUCUAGAUGAAGGUGCCAAUGGUGAGAUCGAAUCACUUUCUGUUGUUGCUGGAGAUUCCUUGGAACAAUUCCAGUUGGCUAAGGAGGGCCGGUGGAUGAAUGAGUACAAAAUCAAAGAGAAAAAGCCAAUUGAUUGGGACAAUUUUCCAUAUGGUUUCAAUCUCACUCUCCAAGCAAAAGACAAGGGAUCUCCUCAAAAGUUUUCUGCAGUGAAACUGGUACAUAUUGCCAGCCCCAAGAGAGAAAGUAACCCUGUAAAAUUUGAAAAGGAAACAUACGAUGUAGCCAUUAGUGAAUUCUCUCCUCCUGGCGUAGUUGUUGCUCUAGUUAAGCUAAUCCCAGAAACCCAAGGAGAAGAAUAUAAAUUAUCUCCUAGUGAGGAUGCUGGAUAUUUUAAGAUUAAUCCCAAGACUGGUCUAAUCACCACUGCGCAUCCUUUAAAAAUUGUUGACAAGGAGUUUUAUGAUUUAGAAGUGCUGAACAAAGAAGGGGAUUUAAAAGCACAGGUUACUGUCAGGAUAGAGGAUGCCAAUGAUCACAUUCCAGAAUUUACACAGGCUUCAUACAGCUCCUAUGUCAAUGAAAGUGUCCCUGUGGGGACUAGCAUUUUGUCCGUUUCUGCCUUUGAUAAGGACCGAGGAGAAAAUGGCUAUAUUACAUACAGCAUCGCUAGCCUAAAUUCACUCCCGUUUUCCAUCAACCAAUUUACUGGGGUUGUUAGCACAUCUGAAGAACUGGAUUUUGAGUCCUCCCCAGAGAGCUACAGGUUUAUUGUCAGGGCUUCAGACUGGGGUUCGCCUUACCGCCACGAGAGUGAGGUUAAUGUCACAAUAUACAUAGGCAACGUAAACGAUAACAAGCCGUUGUUUGAAAAGGUGGCUUGUCAGGGAGUGAUUUCAUCUGACUUCCCUGUCGGCGGGCACAUCACAGCCGUAUCCGCUAUAGAUAUAGAUGAGUUGGAGCUCGUGAAGUACAAAAUAAUUUCAGGUAACGAACUGGGGUUUUUCUACCUGAAUCCAGAUUCCGGAGUUCUGCAACUUAAAAAGUCCCUGUCUAGCGCUGGAAUCAAGAACAAUAAUUUUGGACUUCAGAUAACGGCAACCGACGGGGAGAAUUUUGCUGACUCCAUGUUCAUCAACAUUUCAGUGGUUCAUGGAAAAGUGUCUUCCAAGACUUUUAGCUGCAGAGAGACUAGGGUUGCUCAGAGAUUGGCAGAGAAGUUGCUAAAAAAGGCAAAAGCCAAUGUAAAACUGAAUUCGGAAGAUGGCUUCCUGGAUUUCUAUUCUGUGAACAGGCAGCCCCCACAUUUUGAUAAAUCUUUUCCUACUGAUGUAUCAGUCAGAGAGGACCUUCCUGUUGGUGCUACCAUAUUUCGGAUCAAAGCCUAUGAUGCUGAUUCUGGCUUUAAUGGGAAGGUGCUCUAUACCAUAUCAGAUGGCAAUGUAGACAGCUGCUUUAAUCUUGAAAUGGAGACAGGGCUGCUUAAGGUUCUCAUGCCCAUGGACCGUGAGAAAACAGAGCUAUAUCUCCUAAACAUUACCAUUUAUGACUUAGGCAGCCCCCAGAAAGCCACAUGGAGAUUACUCACCAUAACUGUAGAAGAUGCAAAUGAUAACAGGCCCAUAUUUUUGCAGGAAAGUUACUCGGUUAAUAUCUUAGAAAGUACAAGUCUUGGUGUGGAGAUUAUCCAGGUAGAGGCCAGGGACAAAGAUCUAGGGCCCAAUGGGGAAGUUACUUACUCCAUAUUGACAGACACACAGCAGUUUGCUAUCAAUAGCUCCACAGGAAUAAUAUACAUAGGUGACCAUUUAGACAGAGAAUCAAAGGCAAAUUAUACGUUAAAGAUAGAGGCGAGAGACAGAGCAGAGAGUGGGCACCAGCAGUUUUCUGUUGUUCCUCUGAAGGUUUUUUUGGAUGAUGUCAAUGAUUGCUCUCCAGCUUUCAUACCACCUAGCUAUAGUGUCAAGGUCUUGGAAGAUCUACCCGUUGGUACCGUCAUUGCUUGGCUUGAAACUCAAGACCCAGAUCUAGGUCUUGGAGGACAAGUGCGUUAUUCUUUAGUGAAUGAUUACAACGGGAGAUUUGAAAUCGACAAAGCCAGUGGUGCCAUCCGCCUGAGCAAAGAACUUGACUACGAGAAGCAGCAGUUCUACAACCUAACGGUACGAGCGAAGGAUAAAGGACGUCCCGUUUCACUAUCCUCGGUUUCCUUUGUGGAAGUCGAAGUUGUGGAUGUGAAUGAAAAUCUCUACACCCCUUAUUUUUCUGACUUUGCGGUCAUUGGAUCAGUAAAGGAAAACUCACGCAUUGGAACAAGUGUUUUGCAAGUGAACGCUAGGGAUGACGAUACCGGCAGGGAUGGCGAGAUCCAGUACUCCGUCCGGGAUGGCAGUGGACUGGGGCGGUUUAACAUUGAUGAAGAGACUGGAGUUAUAUACACAGCAGAUAUUCUAGAUCGAGAGACAACCCAGUCCUACUGGCUAACUGUGUAUGCAACAGAUCAUGGCGUUGUUCCACUUUACACCACCAUUGAAGUCUAUGUUGAGGUUGAAGACGUGAAUGACAAUGCCCCGUUGACUUCUGAACCCAUUUAUUACCCAUCUGUUUUGGAAAACUCCCCUAAGGAUGUAUCGGUUAUUCAGAUACAGGCUCAAGAUCCUGAUUCUACCACUAAUGAAAGGAUGAGUUAUAGGAUUACAAGUGGAAACCCUCAGAACUUUUUCAUCAUUAAUACUAAAACAGGUCUCAUAACCACAACUUCUAGAAAACUGGAUCGUGAACAGCAGCCAGAACAUUUCCUUGAGGUGACCGUGACAGAUGGCGGCGUCUCUCCCAAGCAAUCUACAGUCUGGCUGGUGGUUCAAGUUUUAGAUGAAAAUGACAACAAGCCCCAGUUCCCAGAGAAAGUCUACCAGAUCAAGUUGCCUGAGAGGGAUCGCAAGAAGAGAGGGGAGCCGAUCUACAGAGCCUUUGCCUUCGACAAAGAUGAAGGCCCUAAUGCGGAGAUUUCCUACAGCAUUGUGGAUGGAAAUGACGACGGGAAGUUUUUCAUUGACCCAAAGACUGGCAUGGUCUCUUCUCGAAAGCAGUUCACCGCUGGGAGCUACGAUAUCUUAACCAUAAAAGCCGUGGACAACGGCCGGCCACAGAAAUCUUCAUCCGCCCGCCUCCACAUUGAGUGGAUAAAGAAACCAGCACCUUCGCCAAUCCCGCUGACUUUCGAUGAGCCCUUCUACAACUUCACUGUCAUGGAAAGCGACCGAGUGACGGAAAUCGUCGGUGUGGUCUCCGUGCAACCCGCAAACAUCCCGCUGUGGUUUGACAUAGUCGGGGGGAAUUUCGAGAGCUCUUUCGACGCAGACAAAGGUGUGGGGACAAUUGUCAUCGCAAAGCCCCUAGAUGCUGAGCAGAGAUCGGUGUACAACAUGACUGUGGAAGUCACCGAUGGAACAAAUGUGGCAAGCACUCAGGUUCUAAUCAAAGUCUUGGACAACAACGAUAACGGUCCAGAAUUCUCCCACCCGAGUUACGAUGUCACCAUUUCUGAGGACAUCCUCCCUGACACCGAAAUCCUGCAAGUAGAAGCCAUAGACAGAGAUGAGAAACACAAGCUCAGCUACAUCAUUCACAGCAGCAUUGACUCGAUUAGCAUGAGGAAGUUCAGGAUGGAUCCCAACACGGGAGUGCUGUACACUGCCGAGCGCUUAGACCACGAAGCUCAAGAUAAGCACAUCCUAAAUGUAAUGGUUCGUGACCAAGAGUUCCCCUAUCGACGGAACUUGGUCCGGGUCGUUGUGAAUGUGGAAGACUCUAACGAUCACAGUCCCUACUUCACCAGCCCUCUGUAUGAAGCCUCUGUGUUUGAAUCGGCUGCCAUUGGAUCUGCAGUUUUGCAGGUCACUGCCUUGGAUAAAGACAAAGGAGAAAACGCAGAGCUGAUCUACACAAUAGAAGCAGGGAACACUGGGAACACAUUCAAGAUCGAACCAGUCCUGGGCAUCAUUACACUGUUGAAGGAACCAGACCUGACCACCAUGAGCCAGUUCGUCCUAUCAGUCAAAGUGACCGACCAGGGCUCCCCACCGCUAUCCGCAACAGCCAUUGUCCGCAUAUCCGUGACUAUGUCCGACAAUUCUCACCCAAAAUUCACGCACAAGGAAUGGCAAGCUGAAGUGAAUGAAAACGCUGACUUCGGGACUUUGGUGAUCUUGGUCUCGGCGAUCAGCCAGUCUACGCUAGUUUAUGAGGUUAAGGAUGGCAACACAGAUGGCGCCUUCGCUAUAAAUCCCUACUCAGGAGUCAUCACUAGUCAAAAGCCUCUUGAUUAUGAGCGCACAUCCUCUUACCAGCUGACGGUGCAAGCUACAAACAUGGCUGGGAUGGCGUCGAACGCCACUGUGAACAUCCAGAUUGUGGAUGAAAAUGACAACCCGCCAGUCUUCCUUUCCUCGCAAUACGUGGGCACCAUCAGUGAAGCUGCACCCAUAAACAGCAUCGUCCGGAGCUUAGGAAACAACCCUCUCGUGAUACGAGCCACAGAUGCCGACAGUAACCAAAAUGCUUUGCUUGUCUACCAGAUCGUUGAAUCCACUGCUAAAAACUAUUUUAUAGUAGAUUCCAGUACAGGUGCAAUUAGAACUAUUGCUGAUUUAGAUCAUGAAACCAUUGCGCACUUCCAUUUUCACGUCCACGUCCGUGACAGCGGCAAUCCACAGCUUACCGCGGAAAGUCCGGUUGAAGUCACUAUCGACGUAACGGAUGUCAACGACAAUCCUCCAGUAUUCAGUCAGGCCAUGUUUGAGACUGUCCUGCUUCUGCCAACGUACGUUGGGGUUGAGGUUCUUAAAGUCAAGGCUGCGGACCCCGAUUCGGAAGUCCCGCCUGAAAUGACCUAUAGCCUGAUUGAAGGCAACACAGAGCAUUUUCUCAUUGAUUCUAUGUCUGGGGUACUGACUAUAAAGAACAACAGCCUUUCCAAAGAUCAUUAUAUGCUGAUAGCAAAAGUCUCCGAUGGGAAAUUCUACAGCACUGCCAUCGUGACCGUAAUGGUUAAAGAAGCCAUGGACAGUGGUCUCCACUUCACUCAAAGCCUGUAUUCUACAUCCAUCUCUGAAAACAGCACCAAUAUCACAAAGGUAGCAGUGGUCAAUGCUGUUGGAAACCGCCUUAACGAGCCCUUGAAGUACAGCAUUUUGAACCCGGGGAACAAAUUCAAGAUCAAAUCCACCUUGGGUGUCAUUCAAACGACCGGCGUCCCAUUUGAUAGAGAAGAACAGGAAUUAUAUGAGCUGGUGGUUGAGGCUAGUCGUGAACUGGAUCAGCUGCGAGUAGCGAGGGUGGUGGUGAGAGUUCACAUUGAAGACAUCAAUGACAACGCUCCCGUAUUCGUCGGACUUCCAUACUAUGCGGCUGUACAAGUCGAGGCUGAUCCCGGCACCCUGAUAUACCGAGUGACGGCCAUUGAUAAAGAUAAGGGUGCAAAUGGCGACGUAUCUUACCUGCUGAAGGAGGACUACGGGCACUUUGAAAUUGACAGACGCACCGGCAGCGUCACACUGAAAGCAGCCUUUAAUUCGGACUUAUCUAACAUAGAGUAUUUAAUUAUUGUCAUUGCUAAAGAUGGAGGCAAUCCGUCACUGUCGGCAUCUGUGGAAUUGCCAAUUACCAUAGUUAACAAAGCAAUGCCCGUUUUCGACAAGCCUUUCUAUACAGCCUUGGUAAACGAAGACAUAGAAAUGCACACCCCAAUUCUGAGUAUCAAUGCUACCAGCCCAGAAGGUCAAGGGAUCAUUUACAUCAUCGUAGACGGGGAUCCCUAUAAUCAGUUCAACAUCGAUUUUGACACUGGAGUCCUCAGUGUCAUCAGUCCCUUAGACUAUGAAGAAAAUCCCAUUUUCAAGCUGACAGUAAGAGCCAGUGAUGCUCUCACUGGUGCCCGAGCUGAAGUCACGGUGGACUUAAUUAUCAGCGACGUCAACGACAACGCUCCAGUUUUUGACCACUUUGCAUAUAAUGCCACUUUGUCUGAAGCAUCUUUAAUUGGGACUCCCGUCUUGCAGGUUGUGGCUACAGAUGCAGAUUCUGAGAACAACCAAAUUAUUCAGUAUCAGAUAGUCCAGGACUCCUUCAACAGCACAGAUUAUUUUCACAUUGACAGCACAAGCGGUCUGAUCCUAACAGCUCGCUUGCUGGACCAUGAGCUGAUGCAGCAAUGCAGUUUAAAAGUAAGAGCAACCGAUAAUGGAUUCCCACCCCUGAGCAGUGAAGUUCUCGUUAGCAUCUUUGUGACAGACAUGAAUGACAACCCUCCCAUUUUUAACCAGCUGAUAUAUGAAUCGUACGUCAGUGAGUUGGCUCCUCGGGGUCAUUUUGUGACGUGCAUCCAAGCUUCUGAUGCAGACAGCUCCGACUUCGACCGGUUGGAGUACAAUAUCCUGUCUGGAAACGACCGUACAAGUUUUGUCAUGGACAGCAAGAGUGGCGUCAUCACUCUCUCGAACCAUCGGAAGCAGAGAAUGGAGUCCAUGUACAGCCUGAAUGUCUCCGUCUCUGAUGGUUUGUUCACAAGCACAGCCCAGGUCCAUAUCCAGAUUCUGGGAGCUAACUUAUACAGCCCUGUGUUCUCGCAAAGUAUUUACGUGGCAGAGGUUAGGGAAAACGCUGCCCCGGGAACCAAAGUUAUCCACGUAAAAGCAACAGAUGGAGAUUCAGGCAUAUAUGGGCAAAUAAGCUAUUCGAUCAUAAAUGAUUUUGCCAAAGAUCGUUUUUUAAUCGAUAGCAACGGACAGAUCAUCACAACGGAAAAACUUGAUCGGGAGAUCCCUUUGGAAGGCGAUAUCACCAUAUUUCUGAGAGCCCUUGAUGGAGGGGGGAGAAACACAUUCUGUACCGUGAGAGUUAUAGUGGUGGAUGAGAAUGACAAUGCGCCACAGUUCAUGACGGUGGAAUACCGGGCAAGUGUCAAAGCAGAUGUUGGGAAAGGUCAUUUGGUCACCCAAGUCCAAGCCAUUGAUCCAGAUGAUGGCGCAAAUGCGAGGAUUGCCUAUUCGCUGUACAGCGAGGCCUCGGUUUCUGUUGCAGAUCUACUGGAAAUUGACCCCGACAAUGGAUGGAUGGUAACCAAGGGUAAUUUUAACCAGCUAAAAAACACAGUGCUCUCCUUCUUUGUCAAAGCAGUUGAUGGUGGAAUUCCUGUAAAGCAUUCCCUUAUCCCUGUAUAUAUUCAUGUUUUACCUCCAGAAACCAUCUUGCCUUCAUUUUCUCAACCCCAAUACUCCUUCACAAUAUCAGAGGACACAGUCAUAGGUAGUACCAUUGACGUUCUGCAUGUUUUGCCUAACCAAGGAGCCACCUAUAGCACAGUCAAUGGUGAAUUGACAGGAAACAACAAAGACGGAGUUUUUAUUAUCGAGCAAGACACCGGCAUCAUCAAACUUGAUAAGAGACUCGACCAUGAGACAAAUUCUGCCUUUCACUUCAAAGUCGCUGCAACCAUACAGCUAGAUAAGGUGGAUGUUGUGUUAACAGUGGACGUGGACAUUAAAGUCUUGGACAUUAAUGACAACAAGCCUGCGUUUGAGGCAGCAAACUAUGAAGCCAUCAUAAUGGAAGGGAUGCCAAUAGGAACUAAACUUGUCCAGGUUAAAGCCAUUGAUGCAGAUUGGGGGGCCAAUGGUCAAGUCACGUACUCCCUCUUAGCAGAAUCGGAGGCUGACAAAAUCACAGAGGUAUUCACCAUUGACAGCAACAGUGGCUGGAUCAGCACCUUGAAAGACUUGGACCAUGAGAAGAAUCCCACUUUCGCCUUUACAGUGGUGUCUGCUGACCUGGGAGAAACACUGUCCCUCUCAUCAACCACCUUGAUCACUGUCACCGUCACAGACAUCAAUGAUAAUGCUCCAGUCUUUGAGCAAGAGAUGUACAAGGGUUCCGUGAAGGAGAGCGACUCACCGGGUGAAGUUGUGGCUGUUCUCAGCACUUGGGAUGAGGAUACUUCUGAUGUCAACCACCAAGUGAGCUACCAUAUUACAGGAGGAAAUUCCAAAGGGAAGUUUGGCCUCGGCCUGGUUCAAAAUGAAUGGAAGGUUUAUGUCAAGAGACCGCUUGAUCGGGAAGAGCAAGACCUCUAUCUUCUGAACAUUACAGCCACUGAUGGUUUGUUUGUAACUCAGAGUGCUGUUGAAGUGAUUGUCACAGAUGUUAAUGACAACAGCCCUGUCUGUGAUCAGGUGACAUAUAUGGCAUUAUUUCCUGAGGAUAUUCCUCCAAACAAGGUCAUCCUUAAAAUUGGCGCUAAAGACGCGGACAUUGGAUCCAACGGUGAAGUUCGCUAUUCACUCUAUGGCUCUGGGAACAACAAGUUUUUCUUAGAUCCUGAAAGUGGCGAACUCAAGACCUUAGCCGCAUUAGACCGCGAGAAGAUCCCCGUGUACAACCUGAUAGCAAGGGCAACGGAUGGGGGAGGCAGGUUCUGUCAGUCAGAAAUCCAUCUCGUUCUGGAAGAUGUCAAUGAUAAUCCACCAUUGUUUUCCUCUGACCACUACACCGCCUGUGUCUAUGAGAACACUGCCACUAAAGCUUUGCUGACGAGAGUCCAAGCCAACGAUCCUGAUGUAGGUGUGAAUAGAAAGAUCGUGUAUUCCCUCGCAGACUCUUCAGAAGGCUUCUUCUCCGUAGACAAGUCCUCAGGAAUCAUCAUUUUAGAACAUCCCCUGGACAGAGAACUUCAGCCUUCGUAUAACGUCACCGUCAAAGCCUCCGACCUGGGCAUUGUGCAGACGUUGUCCUCGCUUGCCACGGUUACAAUCACAGUUCUGGACAUUAACGACAACCCUCCCGUCUUUGAGAGGAGAGAUUAUCUCGUGACAGUGCCUGAGGACACCACCCCCAGUGCCGAAAUUAUCGCCGUUUUUGCCACAAGCAAAGACAUUGGCACAAAUGCAGAGAUCACCUACAUCAUCAGGUCUGGUAAUGAAAAAGGGAAAUUCAGGAUCAAUUCAAAGACAGGGUCCAUAUCUGUAAUUGAACCUCUGGACUAUGAAACAUGUAAGGAUUUCUUCCUAGUCGUGGAAGCCCAAGAUGGGGGCAGCCCAGCAUUAAGCGCCGUGACAACAGUGAAUAUAAAUGUGACAGACGUGAAUGAUAACGCACCAAGAUUUAGCCAAGAGGUCUACAGUGCCGUCAUCAGUGAGGACGCAUCAGUGGGUGAUUCAUUGAUUACUUUGAUAGCUGAAGACCUGGACAGUCCUCCAAAUGGACAAAUUCAUUUUUCCAUAAUCAAUGGAGAUCGGAACAAUGAAUUUUCAAUUGAUCCCAGCUUGGGGCUUAUAAAAGUUAAGAAGAGAUUAGACCGAGAACGGGUUUCAGGAUAUUCAUUAGUCAUACAGGCAAGAGACAGCGGCAUGCCUGCUCUAACGGCGUCUGUGACGGUCACCGUUGACAUUUCUGAUGUGAACGAUAACAGCCCUGUGUUUACACCUGCCAACUAUACAGUUGUGAUUCAAGAAAAUAAACCAGUGGGAACAAGUAUUUUGCAGCUUGUGGUGACAGACAAAGACUCCCUGCACAAUGGACCUCCUUUCACCUUCUCCAUAUUGUCUGGGAACGAAGAGGAAGAAUUUACACUGGACCAACAAGGCAUCCUGCGAUCUGCAGUCAUCUUCAAGCACAUGGUAGCAACUGAAUAUGUGCUCUGUGUUCAGGCAAAGGAUUCUGGGAAGCCUCAGCAGGUAUCCCGCACUUUCAUCCAGAUCCGAGUCAUUGAAGAAAGCAUCCACAAGCCGACAGCCAUUCCUCUGGAAAUCUUUAUCGUCACCAUAGAAGAUGACUUUCCGGGUGGCGUUAUCGGGAAGAUCCACGCAACGGACCAAGACGUGUACGACGUCCUCACGUACGGGCUGAAAUCGGAGCAGAAAAGUUUGUUCAAGGUCAACAACCAUGACGGAAAGAUCAUUGCCCUCGGGGGGUUGGAUAGCGGGAAGUACAUCCUGAACGUGUCGGUCAGCGAUGGGCGGUUUCAGGUACCCAUGGACGUGACGGUCCACGUCGAGCAGCUGAUGCAGGAGAUGCUGCAGAACACGGUCACCAUUCGUUUUGAGAACGUGUCCCCAGAGGAUUUCGUAGGGCUCCACAUGCACGGGUUUAGGCGCACCCUGCGCAACGCCGUCCUCACCCAGAAGCAAGACAGCAUGCACAUCAUCAGUAUUCAGCCCGUGGCAGGCACCAAUCAGCUCGACAUGCUGUUUGCGGUUCAAAUGCACACCGGGGGCUUCUACAAGCCUGCCUACCUGAUUCAGAAGCUCACCAACGCAAGGCGACACUUGGAAAACGUGAUUCGCAUCUCGGCUAUUCUGGAGAAGAAUUGCUCGGGACUGGAUUGUCAGGAACAGCACUGCGAGCAAAGCCUCUCCAUCGAUUCCCAUUCCCUGAUGACCUACAGCACGGCGCGGAUUAGUUUCGUGUGUCCCCGAUUCUACCGGAACGUACGGUGCUCUUGCAACGGAGGAUUGUGCCCAGGUUCUAGUGACCCAUGCACAGAUAAACCCUGUCCAGGGGACAUGCAAUGCGUGGGCUAUGAAAUCAACCGAAGGCCUUUCAUCUGCCAGUGCCCUCCUGGAAAGCUCGGAGAAUGCUCAGGACACGCUUCCCUUAGCUUUGCUGGGAAUAGUUACAUCAAAUACCGGGUUUCUGAAAAUAGCAGGAAGGAGGAAUUCAAGUUGGCGCUGCGUCUGCGGACUCUGCAAAGCAAUGGGAUUAUAAUGUACACCAGAGCAAAUCCCUGUAUAAUUCUGAAGAUUGUGGACGGCAAGCUGUGGUUCCAGUUGGACUGCGGAACCGGCCCGGGCAUCCUGGGUAUUUCCGGCAGGGCGGUUAACGACGGGGGCUGGCACUCGGUCUUCCUCGAGUUGAAUCGGAACUUCACCAGCCUGUCGCUGGACGACAGCUACGUGGAGCGGCGCAAGCCCCCGCUCUACUUCCAGACGCUGAGCACCGACAGCUCCGUGUACUUCGGAGCCCAGGUGCAGGUGGACAACGUCCGAAGCCUGAUGGACAAGAGGACCACGCAGGUCUUGAGCGGCUUCCAGGGUUGCUUGGAUUCCGUCGUCUUGAACAACAACGAGCUGCCGCUGCAGAACAAGCGCAGCAGCUUUGCGGAAGUGGUCGGCCUGACGGAACUGAAGCUGGGCUGUGUGCUGUAUCCCGACGCUUGCGAGAGGAGCCCUUGCCAGAACGGAGGGACUUGUACCAGCGUGCCCUCUGGUGGUUACCAGUGCAGUUGCCUCUCUCAGUUCACCGGGCGGAAUUGUGAGUCUGAGAUUACAGCCUGCUUUCCAAAUCCUUGUCGUAACGGAGGAUCGUGCGAUCCCAUAGGCAGUGCCUUCAUCUGCAACUGCAAGAGUGGUUUAACCGGAGUGACGUGUGAAGAAGAUAUUAACGAAUGUGAAAGAGAGGAGUGUGAAAAUGGUGGCUCUUGCGUCAACGUGUUUGGCUCAUUUUUAUGCAACUGCACUCCUGGAUACGUGGGCCAGUACUGUGGGCUGAGGCCAGUGGUCGUCCCUAACAUCCAAGCCGGCCAUUCUUACGUGGGCAAAGAAGAGCUGAUUGGAAUUGCCGUCGUUCUUUUCAUCAUCUUUUUGUUAAUAGUGCUCUUCAUAGUAUUCCGCAAGAAAGUCUUUAGGAAGAACUAUUCCCGGAACAACAUCACCUUGGUCCAAGAUCCGGCCACUGCUGCCCUGCUUCACAAAAGCAACGGGAUUCAGUUCAAGAACAUGCGGAACAGCGGGGACGGCCGCAACAUCUAUCAGGAGGUUGGGCCACCUCAGGUCCCUGUCAGGCCGAUGGCCUACACCCCUUGCUUCCAGAGUGAUUCCAGGAACAAUUUGGACAAGAUAGUUGAUGGACUUGGGGUGGAGCAUCAGGAGAUGACGACGUUCCAUCCGGAAUCUCCACGGAUUCUAACAGCAAGGCGGGGUGUCGUAGUGUGCAGUGUGGCCCCCAACCUACCAGCUGUGUCUCCAUGCCGUUCCGACUGUGACUCCAUCAGAAAGACCUGGGAAAACGGCACAGAAAGCAAAGGAGUUGACGAUGUGGAAGAAGUGACCUGUUUUUCAGGAAGCAAUAAAGGCAGCAACUCUGAAGUGCAGUCCCUCAGCUCUUACCAGUCGGACUCGGGUGAUGAUAAUGCGUCCAUAGUGACUGUCAUACAGCUUGUCAACAAUGUAGUUGACACUAUAGAAAAUGAAGUGUCUGGUAUGGAUGAAGGACAGAACUACAACAGAGCUUACCACUGGGACACUUCUGAUUGGAUGCCUAGCGCUCGCUUAUCAGACAUUGAGGAGGUGCCCAAUUACGAGACGACAGAUGGCGGUUCAGUACAUCACGGGAGCACGAGAGAGCUGGAAACAGAUUACUACCUUGGCGGUUAUGAUAUUGACAGUGACUACCCUCCGCCCCACGACGAGGAGUUUUUAAACCAGGACCAGUUGCCACCUCCCCUCCCAGGAGACUAUCCAGACCAGUACGAAGCCCUCCCCCCAUCCCAACCAGUGUCUAUGACCAGCACACUUAGCCCGGAUUGCCGGCGACGGCCACAGUUCCACCCAAGCCAAUACCUCCCUCCGCAUCAGUUCCCCAACGAGAUGGACAAUGGUGGAUCUCAGACUGGGAAUGAAUUUAGUACUUUUGGUGUUGGCCCAGGACCAAAUGCAGAAAACAUUAGCGCGGUCAAGAAGCCCUUAUCCUUACACAAUUCCUUGGACGCAUCCUCGUCUGACAUUUCGGCAGGCUGUGGCUUUGAUGACUCUGAGGUGGCUAUGAGUGACUACGAAAGCAUCGAAGAGCUCCACCUGGAUCACCAUCACAUUCACAUUCCGUUUGUGGAGACCCACCACCAGACUCAAGUGUGAAGGAGCCGUUUUCUUGUGGGUGUUGUUGUCGCUGUUGUUUGGUCCCAUUCAUAGCAUAACUGUAAAGAAGACAUUUUUUGCUAAAAAAAAAAAAAUACAAAUAAAUAUAUAGAUCUAUAUAGGGGGCAAGGUGGAAAUCUAGCAUAACCCAUUUUUAACCCUGUCAAGAAACCCACAGUGUCCACGCACAUGAUAAAGAGAGAUCAAAACAUGAUCUCAGAAAAUUGGUCCAUGAGGUCACCCGUCAGUAGAGGGAGGCAAAUGGAUUGAUGACAGAGUGACUUUUCCUCCACCCAGCUUUGUGGAGUGUUGUACUAUUAAAAGUGUUACAAGGCUAAAACACUCGCAGUAUUAAAGAAGAGUUAGAAAUAUUUCCUGUUUCCUACUGGCAUUG
Molecule: messenger RNA, 14404 nt
Organism: Elgaria multicarinata webbii
Lineage: Eukaryota; Metazoa; Chordata; Lepidosauria; Squamata; Anguidae
Gene: FAT3
Product: FAT atypical cadherin 3
Exons: 28
Coding region: 241-14010 (4589 amino acids)
Biological process (GO): homophilic cell-cell adhesion; cell-cell adhesion mediated by cadherin; adherens junction organization
Cellular component (GO): catenin complex; plasma membrane; adherens junction
Molecular function (GO): cadherin binding; calcium ion binding
Source: RefSeq, a predicted model, not a curated record